AUGUCCUACUUCAUGUCUCCACAAACCCAUCCAGGCCGUCUGUCAGCUGGCCCAGGUGGGGCUGCUUCUCCUGGUUCAUCCCUUGGCCUCUCUGGUCCUGCAGAGCCAGUGGUGAUGGCCUCUGGUGGACUAGGCCCACUGAGCCAAAAACCUGAGCAGCUGGUACCCGCUGCCCAAACCUGGAGCCCCACCCUGGCAGUGCCUGAAGCAAGGGGCUGCCCUGGGGGCCCCAGCUGGGAGACACUUCGGAGGAAGGAAUACAGCCGAUACUGCCCCCAAUUCCCGGGGAGGCCGCCCGAGAGCUUGGGCUGGGAGGAUGGCAGCUCCAGAAACAAAGUUUCCCGUCAGGGCGGCCCCAGCAGGCCUGUGCUGCUGUGGGGGCUGGCCCCGGGGGUUCUGCCCAGGCCCUCUGAGCCAGGGGGCAAGGAGGCUGGCACCCAGCCCGAUAUCUGCAUUCUCACCCUGGCUAUGAUGAUUGCUGGCAUCCCCACGGUACCCGUCCCAGGCCUUCGGGAAGAGGACUUGAUCCGGGCGGCUCAGGCGUUCAUGAUGGCCCAUCCGGAGCCAGAGGCCGCUGUGGAGGGGGCCCAGUGGGAGCAGGCACACGCCCAUAUAGCCGCUGGGCAGAUGCCCCUAGUGAGAGCCAGGAGGGGCCAGCCUCCUGGCUCCUGCUUAUAGCUGGAUGAAAUAGCACCACACAA
This is a messenger RNA of Perognathus longimembris pacificus (Pacific pocket mouse), 701 nucleotides long. It is a transcript of the gene Spata25, whose product is annotated as spermatogenesis associated 25. Gene Ontology annotation, biological process: spermatogenesis. NCBI's taxonomy places the organism in Eukaryota, Metazoa, Chordata, Mammalia, Rodentia, Heteromyidae. The record is from RefSeq and is a predicted model, not a curated record. Bases 1 to 678 code for a protein of 225 amino acids. The transcript has 2 exons.